UAGUUAGGCAGACUGGUCAGCACUACUGCCUUGCAACGAGCUACUUAUCACGGAAUACCCGUAGCCUACAUAGAUACCUAGGUAAGUACCUAGGUAAGGCUGUAGUGCGUUGGAAGUUAUAAAUUAGUUAGCCUCCCGCCAACGCAUUGCUCGUUCCCUUUCACAUUCUAUCUUUCUAAUAUCUCAAACCCAUUCACCCAAGAGACAUUCAUUAGAUGGACGACAACAGCUCUGUUGCUAGUUUCGAAGAGAUUAGCCCCUCUGGUAAAGUCUUUGGACUAGGUGAGGAUAAAAAUAUUGAGAAACUCAGAGCCCUCGUUGCAAAAUCAGUCGUCGAUGGUGGCGCAGCCACAGAGAUUACUGAGGAUGAGGUCCCAGAUAUCUGUUAUGUGCUCCAGUACAAGGCAUUUAGUGGGAAGCUCGUUAAUUUGCGUCGUAGCCGAGAGCCUAUCGACAUCGAGCUGGAUGGCAUUGACGAAGGGGGAGCUUCGACAAGAAAGCCUAUCCUCGAGAUCGUAACUAAGGUCACGGCCUCCUUAAAGAAGGAUAGGCCGCAAUUUGACCAUAUCCCUUAUCCGCAUCGUCACCAGUGCGAUCCUGGCUUCGACUUUGACAUGGACAAUGAGUAUUCCCAUCGCCACGCUCGCGGACGGGAGCAUGACGAAAAUACAGGGGUGAAUAUUGUCAAGGUCGAAAAUACGUCUAUGGUCAUCAAUUCGAUCCAUCUAAUCAAUGCUCUGAGGGCUGUGGUGGAGUAUUAUCCCGAUACGUCCCUCCUCGGAGAUACUGUUACUAUCAAUGCACCAUACCACAUGCUCGCCCAUCACCAAGUAGCGCUUGCUCGUUAUAAGAUCAACCAACCAGAGACCCAUGAUGAUGAAUAUGUCCUUACAACUGCUAAGCACAUCGAUGUACUCCUUGAUUUUCUUGAGAAAACUUUGGGAACCCAGAUCCAUGAAGAAGAGAAGAGACACAAUAGCAAAGUACCUUUGGCCACCUUCGACAACCUCUGGCUUAUAUUGAAACCUGGCGAUAUCGUUUAUGCCAAAUACGACCGCCAGUGGACUCCGUUCAUUAUUUCCAGUAUCGCCCGUGGCCCAUCCGUCAACGAAGGUAGCACUCCAUAUACUGUCCAGUGCUGGAAUAUUACAUAUACUUCGGAAAGGUUCUGCCGUACCAUGCACUCGUUUGAUAUCGACCCCUUCAAUGGAGAAGAGGUUAUCAAAAACCUUCCCGUCAUUCCCGCCCGUUUCUUUCAGGGUGAAAAUGGCAAUGCCACUCCCGAGGAAGCUAUGGCCAAGCAAGUUCUACUCGGGAAGAGAGUCUGGGAACUUUCAAAGGGACCAAAUCAUAUGUUCUAUAACGGGCUUCUGGUCGAGAAGGAGCCUGACUUUGACCGAGAUUAUCUAAGCGCUACAGGCUACUUGGAAGGUCGUGUUAUUGUUGACAAUGUCGGUUUCUCACACUACUCCUUUGAUCAUCCUGAAAGAAAGAACCGCCAGCCACGAGCACGUAUUCCCCCACAUAGUCGCCCGCCGCCGCGCAAAGACCAACUACCUUAUUUCGCCCCCAAGUGCACCUGUAGUGCUUGUACUAAAGCAAGUCCAAAGGAUGUUUUGAGCCCAUUUGCUACAUUCCAAGAUCUCGACCCAGCCAGCGACCCGCCACCAGAAAUAAACCUCUACUAUAUAGUCUUGAGUAAAAUUGUCUCCGGAUUCAUACUCCGGGAUCGACGUUGGGGUUACUUCAACGUUGAGAAUCUCGAAUAUGUCGAGUUUGACAAGGAAGCCUUCAAGCACCUCGUGUUAGAUGACGAGGUAAAGCUUACGGUUCGGUCACUCAUUGGUAGGUUUGCCAGUACCCAUGGUCAGGUCAGUCCAUGGCCAAACGACUUCGUCAAGAACAAGGGUGAAGGCCGGAUCUUCCUCCUCCACGGACCUCCAGGCGUAGGUAAGACAUGUACUGCCGAAUGUGUUGCAGAGCUCACCUGUCGUCCUCUGCUGUCGCUCACGAGCGGUGACCUUAACAUCGACUCUUAUAAUGUAGAGAGGAGCCUCGACUAUUUCCUGAAACUAGGUGAACGCUACGGUGCCGUAGUAUUGAUCGAUGAGGCCGAUGUGUACCUCGAGGCCCGACACGCAUUGGACAUAUCGAGGAACAAGCUAGUCUCAGUCUUCCUACGGGCACUUGAAUAUCACCGAGGAGUAUUAUUCCUAACGACAAACCGAGUACAAACCUUUGAUUCAGCCUUCACGUCACGCAUCCACGUAGCCUUGCAUUACAAGCCGCUAACGGACGCUGACCGAGAGAAGAUCUGGCUCAAUAGCUUCGAGCGACUCGAACGCGAUAGCGAUGGUAAAGUACAUAUCAGCGUAGCGACGCGCGAGUACGCCUAUGAAAGCAAUGACGUGCAGAGCCUGCGCUGGAAUGGCCGCGAGAUUCGCAAUGCCCUUCAGACUGCUGUCGCGCUUGCGGAGACCGAGGCACUUGAGAACGACAAGGAUAGAGUCACGGUCACUGACAAGCACCUGAGAGCUGUAGUCAAGAUGAGCCGCGGCUUUAAGAACUUCCUGCGCCAACAGAAGAAAAAGCGCGAUGACGACGUCGAGAACGAUGACGAGGAAGAGGAACUUGAGCAUGGCGGAAAAGGCUCCGCUGUCCAUUGACGACUAAUUGAUGGCAUCUUAUCUGUUUUUCUCUUAGCCGCCGAUCCGUAAACACUUUAUGAUGAUUUAACACGAGGCCCUAACUUGGUUAUGUUUCUGUUAUUAGUUUCGGGGUUGGCGGAAAUCCCAUAUCAAACUAGAAUGACUUAUGAUUUUCAUAGCUUGAAACUUGAGAGCCAGAAUCCUCUUCAUUCAUUAAGUCUUGAACCUACCCGUAGUUAGUAGAACAAGCUCACCAGAUAAUAUAUUCCAACAGCAAGGAUUCUUCUUACA
Messenger RNA from Daldinia loculata, 2939 nucleotides. RefSeq names its product P-loop containing nucleoside triphosphate hydrolase protein. The coding region runs from base 216 to 2666 and encodes 816 amino acids. Lineage: Eukaryota; Fungi; Ascomycota; Sordariomycetes; Xylariales; Hypoxylaceae. The transcript has 3 exons. The record is from RefSeq and is a predicted model, not a curated record. Gene Ontology annotation, molecular function: ATP hydrolysis activity; ATP binding.